AAUCAACAAAAUAAAUCAAAAUAAAGGAAUAAUGUUAGGAGGACUAGUAGCUGACGAUGGUCUUGUUAUAGCGACUAAUAAUGUGUACAUAUUUAAUGUGACACAUAAUACAAUACAUUGGGAGAGUAUUAAAAAAGGAUCAAUAUCUGGUGAGGGACUCUGGACUAAGGAGAGAUAUACUCAUGCUAGUGCUAUUAUCAAUGGUGACUCUACCUCACCUGCACUAGUAGUGAUUGGGGGACGGGAUAAUAACAGUCAAGUAGUGAAUGAAUGUUUGUUAUUUGAUGAUUUUACUACUGGUCAGUUCAGUUGUAAGAAGAUUCCUCUACCUGAAUCUGUUACUGGUAGAUACUAUCACUCACUCACAGCAGUCACAAUGUCUCCACACUGUGCGUGGCUAGUAAUUGUUGGAGGAUAUGAAGAGUUUGAAUGGAAAGAUGUUGGAGGAGGAGUGGAGGAGCCAACGAGUACACUUAUCACUGAUACUAAUAGACUAACAAUGAUAAUUGAAUUAGUGUAUAUUGAAGCUGGUGAGUGGAUAGUGCAGUCAGUACUGGAUGGUAAUGAUCUCACUAGUAAGAAAUAUCAAGAAAAGUAUUCAACAUACAGCAAGACCAGAACAUGGUGGAUGGAUCAGCUAAUAGAAUAUCCCACAAAGAAGGAAAUGAAGCUUCAGAGAUACAUCCAGUCUUUACAUCAAGAACUACAAGUGGCUCAUCAGAACAAAGUAUCACUACAGGAGGCACUGACUGAGGCCAAUAAACAAGCUAACUUUGACAAAAUUGAAACUGUAAAGAGUGAGAAAUUGGAAGAGGUGUUAAAAGCACAGGCACAGUUACAAGAAGAGAAACAGAUUAUUACUGAAGAUUAUGAGAAACUGAAAGUUAAAGUUGCUGAUUAUGAAAUAUAUAUAACUGAAAUAGAAGAAGAGAAGAAACAAGUAGAGGAAGAGAAGGAAAAAUUAGAGGAAAAAUAUCUCCAGGAGAAACAGAUCACUAAAGAAUUGAAAAGUGAAGUUGCUGAUAAUGAAUUGUAUACUGCCAAACUAAUGAAGGAGAGGGAGCAAUGGAGUCAAAUGAAAGAGACUAGUACCAUUGGAUUACAAUUUAACUACCUGAUCCCUUCAAUGGAUAAUUUGGAUUGUCUGAGUGAUGUCCAGGUAGCAGA
Messenger RNA from Amphimedon queenslandica, 1167 nucleotides. RefSeq lists its product as uncharacterized. The annotation marks the transcript as partial. The record is from RefSeq and is a predicted model, not a curated record. NCBI's taxonomy places the organism in Eukaryota, Metazoa, Porifera, Demospongiae, Haplosclerida, Niphatidae. Gene Ontology annotation, molecular function: protein binding. The transcript has 8 exons.